Psammomys obesus (fat sand rat) is the source of this 1374-nucleotide messenger RNA. RefSeq names its product intestine specific homeobox (gene Isx). Gene Ontology annotation, molecular function: RNA polymerase II transcription regulatory region sequence-specific DNA binding; DNA-binding transcription factor activity, RNA polymerase II-specific. Bases 1 to 1308 code for a protein of 435 amino acids. NCBI's taxonomy places the organism in Eukaryota, Metazoa, Chordata, Mammalia, Rodentia, Muridae. Gene Ontology annotation, biological process: regulation of transcription by RNA polymerase II. The record is from RefSeq and is a predicted model, not a curated record. The transcript has 7 exons.
AUGGCUCAGUUGGAUCAUGGAGAUCCUGCAACUUCGGAUCAACAGGACAAGUUCCUUCAUGCACCCCAGCAGCUCACAGAUGGGGCAGGCGUUGCAGUGGGCCAACUCAAAGCCCUGGAUCUGGUGAUAGCUGAGCUGGUCGCGUGCCAGCUCUCCCUCGCCCACAGCACCAGCCAAGAUGAGGAUAGAGAAGCGAAAUGCCAAUUAAGUUUUCAUACUGAAAAAAUAAAUAUGUAUGAGUAUCAGACCGGUUCUGGCUCUGAGGAAAGCCCCAGGAUCCAUUCAGAGAAUCAGACAUGUGGCUCGGCUGCCUUCAGAGCCGGAGCUGACGGCCCUAAACCGCUUGGACUUCUGACUAACACUCUCAUUCUGCUCUCGCCUCCCGCGGAGCCUGCAAUAGAGGACGGAGGCUUUACAGCUGGGAAAUCCCUGCUUCGUGACGCUGGCCAUCAGUAUCCCUCAUCACCACCUCUGUGUGCCCUCUGGGUCCCCAGAAGCUCCAGGAAGAAAGUACAGCACCCUCUGUUGGCGUCACCCUGGACACACACACAGAAUCCCUCCCAGCAGCCGUCCAGGCAGGCCACGGCAGGCCCUGCGAUCGCCAGGGCCAUGGAGAAGGAAAGCUCAGGAUACUGUGAGGCUCCAGAGAAGCUGGGCCUCUCCUUCUCCAUUGAGGCAAUCCUGAAGAGGCCCACAGAGAGAAGAAAUUUACCCAGACCACAGAGUGGAGGGGGAGAGGACUGCAGGCAGACAACUACCCCGCGUUCCAAGCUGGAGAGGCCCUCACAGGAUCAGCCCCAAGAGGAAAAGAAGAAUAAACGGAGAGUUCGCACUACUUUCACCACGGAGCAGCUACAGGAGCUGGAGAAGCUCUUUCACCUCACCCACUACCCCGACAUCCACGUCCGCACCCAGCUGGCUUCCAGGAUUAACCUGCCCGAAGCUCGAGUACAGAUCUGGUUUCAGAAUCAGAGAGCCAAGUGGAGGAAGCAGGAGAAGACUGGAAGCCUCAGCACCUCACAGCAGCCUGGUGCAGCCAGCUUGGCCCUGCCCUCAAACAUGGACAUGGCUGGUCCUGUCCUGACACCCCCUGCUCUGCCCAUGCUGAUGCCUCCCACAGGGUUCUGCCCACUCUCUCAGACUCAGCUCACUCCAGGCUGUUUCCCUGCCCAGAUCACCCUUGUCCCAUGGCACCCGUGGGAUCUGCAACCCCUGCCUGGCUCUCACACCCAGCAACCUUAUGUCCCUACCCUCUUCCUGCCACCUCCACACCCCAAGUGGGGCAGCAUCUGUGCCACUUCAACAUAGGGACUGGGUUCUCUCCUCCUGAGCAAGCUACUCUCCUCUCUCAGCAAUGGCGGAUAGCCCUGGACC